Misgurnus anguillicaudatus (oriental weatherfish) is the source of this 2395-nucleotide messenger RNA. The record is from RefSeq and is a predicted model, not a curated record. NCBI's taxonomy places the organism in Eukaryota, Metazoa, Chordata, Actinopteri, Cypriniformes, Cobitidae.
CGAAACAGGGAAGCAGCACAAAGAUAGGAUGGAUCGCUACUAACGUCGGGUGGAGUUACAUGUAUCCGUAAUAACCAGGAUUCAGAGCAGAUCCGCGUUUUAACGUAUACUUUAAAUAUUUAUAUCGUUUUUAAAUUAAUACAAUGAUACUAAGAGUUACAGCUGUACACUGUUGAUAAACUGCACGCGUCAAAGGUGUGGUUAGAGAUGAUGGAGCACAUCACAAUGCCAAAGAUUGAAAAUGUCCGUCUGGUGGACAGAAGCUUCUCUCGCAGAACUCAAGCGGGCACCCUGUACCUGACUGCUACACACACCAUCUUUGUAGGUAAAGGAUCUGACGUCAGAAAUGAGCUGUGGAUUCUUCACAGUUUAGUUUAUAAUGUAAUAAAACAGAAGACAGCUGAGAGUGGGUAUGCCUUAUUAAUCCACUGCAAGAACUUUCAGGUCAUACAAUUGAUGAUUCCUCAAGAGAGCGACUGCAAUGAUAUCUACAUUUCACUCUCACGUCUCUCCAGACCAGAAAAAUAUGAGGAGUUAUAUUGUUUCUCUUUCGAACCCAAUGUUGACCAAGCUGAACGGAGGUGCUCAUGGGAGUUUAUAGAUCUGAAAGCAGAGUACAGUCGAAUGGGACUUCCAAAUAAAUUGUGGCACAUUACUCCCAUCAACCGAGAGUACAGAGUGUGUGAUAGUUACCCAGCUGACUUGUUGGUGCCUCAGUCUGUCACUCUGCCUGUCAUUGUGGGGAGUUCAAAGUUUCGUAGCAGAGGUCGAUUUCCCACGUUGUCCUACUACUGCAAGGAAAACCAAGCCACGAUAUGUCGGAGCAGUCAGCCUCUCUCUGGCUUCAGUGCACGCUGCAUGGAGGACGAACAGAUGCUGCAGGCCAUUAUGAAGUCUAAUCCUGGCAGCAGAUUCAUGUAUGUUGUGGAUACUAGACCUAAGCUAAAUGCAAUGGCAAACCGAGCUGCAGGCAAAGGCUAUGAAAAUGAAGAUAACUACUGCAACAUUAAAUUCCAGUUCAUCGGCAUUGAAAACAUCCAUGUGAUGAGGAACAGUCAGCAGAAACUGAUAGAUGUUUCUGCACUACGUUCUCCCUCCAUGUCAGAAUUUCUCUUGGGAGUUGAAAGCUCAGAUUGGUUGAAACACAUCAAAUCAAUAUUGGAUGCUGGAAUCUUUAUAUCCAAGGCUGUGGGAUUAGAGGGGGUCAGUGUCUUGGUUCAUUGUUCUGACGGCUGGGAUAGGACCUCUCAGGUUUGCUCUGUGGCCAGUGUACUUCUGGACCCUUACUACAGGACCCUCAAGGGACUAAUGGUGCUGAUUGAGAAAGACUGGGUUUCAUUUGGCCACAAGUUUUCACAUAGAUACAGUCAUCUGAAUGGUGAAGCAAAAGAGGUGUCACCUGUUAUAGAUCAAUUCCUGGAGUGUUUGUGGCAGCUCAUGCAGCAGUUUCCAUGUUCCUUUGAGUACAAUGAGAGGUUUCUUAUUAGCAUCCACAACCACAUCUAUUCUUGUCACUAUGGCAACUUCAUUUGUAACAGCCAGAAAGAGAGAAGAGAUCUUUGUAUCCAGGAGAAAACACACUCCAUAUGGCCACAUUUGUGGGAGAAUAAACUGGACUUCAUAAAUCCUCUCUUUAGACCCAAUGCAAGUCAGACUCAUGGACUUCUGAGGCCCAGUAGUGCCCCCUACUGUUUCAAAUACUGGAGAGGUUUGUAUAAUCAGUUUGAUCGUGAGCUGCACCCACGCCAGUCUGAGCUGGAUUGCCUAAUGGUUGUAAAGGAAGAAACGCAGCAACUUGAGGAAGAACGGUCUCUCUAUGAGCAGAAACUGGCUAUCCUGGAUAAGGAGCGCGCAAAAGCCCUUUACAUGCAAAAGGGUGUGUUGGACAACAGACAAAAACUUUGGGUUACGCCUUCAGAUAUAAACCUGGCUAAUUCCCCUCAGGAUUACAUUGGUGGUUUUGCAGGUGGUGCUCCUAAUGUUAUUAACUUCCAUCAGAAGGAGAAAGAAGGUACAGAGUUUCGCCUGUUUGUAGACAGACUAAAAAACUCAGAUGGUGACAACAGUGACCAAGAAUCAGGAGUGGCUGAUUUUAGCUGCCAUUCUUCUGGUGAGGAGUCAUUGCCAAGUGAAGACAGUGUAAAAGAUCCUGACUCAGAUGAGGCUGGCUCCGGCAGAGUAUAAACUGUGUGAUUGGAGAAGAGUGUGGAUACUUCAGGUUAUGCAAAGAUAUUUAACAAUGUGGACAUGUUUCUCAUGUUGGACUGUAUAAGCAUGUCUGUGUGGACUGUAGUAUAUAAGAGUGAAGUUUAUUCUGUAUGAUACACUUGAUUUAUAUUUAUUGAUUUUCCCAUCGGCAUGAGUUGCUUUAAACAUUAAAUGUGUGUGUAUGAUA